CAGCCCCAGCUGGGUGCUGCUCGAGUCGGCUCUAAUGGGUCGGAUCAUGUGAGCUGCUGUAGGCUCACUUGCUUCCGCGACCCUCUCAUCCUACUUCUUGUCCCUGAACCUGUUCGCAGCAGGAAAGGGGACAAGGAGCUAACUGUAGCUUUCCAUUGGGUGUUGCGUGGCUUUUGCCACCCGCACCGAAAAGAGAGAAACCAAUGAAGCAAACCAUGGUGCUGCAACUGCUGUUGAUCUGCAGCCUAUGCAGCUUAAACGAUGCAAUGAAGGCAUCCCAUAGCAGAUCGUGGGGAUCCGGCUGGGUGCCUCUCGCAUCUGAGGACGAACCCAUCGUCACCGUUUUUCACACGGGCUUGCUGUCCCGUGACCAAGAUGUGGAUGCCUUUCAGAGGACAGCUGCGCAGCAGGGUUCUACGUUGAAUGGCACUGCCCACAAGAAGAAGAAGAAGGAGUGUCCACCAGGCUAUGUCCUGUCUGAAAGCGAGGAAUGCAUUCCGAUCACCUGCGAGGUUGGCAUUGGCGAUGCUUGUGCCAGCUGCAGGAAGCAAGAGCUGCGAUCCGCGGACAACCAAUGCGCAACAUGCAACCCUGGAUAUUGGCUGAAUACAGAGACCUUCACAUGUUCUUCCUUCGCUUGCGAGAUCACGGCAGAUGGGCGUGGAUGUGCUGGCUGCCAGCCCCUGCACUUGAGGACCGGAGACAACCAUUGCUCUUCGUGUCAUGCUGGUUUUCAACUCAUAGGAGGUGCCUGCAAUCCUCUGCCGUGUAUUGAGGGUGAUGGGCCUUCCUGCAAGAAGUGCGUGCCUCAAAGCAACCGGACAGCUGGUGGGCAAUGCCUCUCCUGCAAUACUGGCUAUCAGUUGACGUCUGACCUGCAGUGCAAACCCUUGGUCUGCCGCACUGGUGGAGGGGCCGCCUGCAAAGUGUGCAAAGCACUUGCUUCAACAAGUGCAGAUGGCCAAUGCUCCCAGUGCAACCUUGGGUACUACUUGGAUUCAGACACCGAAAAGUGCACGCCAUGGCCUUGCAGAGAAGGCCAUGGCGCUGGCUGCAAGGCUUGCAAGGCGCAGAUCGAUCGAACAGCCAUUGAUCAGUGCCAGGAGUGCAACCCCGGAUAUCAACUCCAUGCGGAUGGCAGUUGCCAUCCCUUCAAGUGCACUGAGGUGGGUCUGGGCCAUCCCUGCAAGGCAUGUAGGAAACAGGCAGAUCGCCGGGCAGACAACCAAUGUGCUGAAUGCAACGUGGGAUUUCGCCUGGGGCCCGAAACCUUCAUGUGCAUUCCGCACAGAUGUAAUGAGGGCCCAGGAAGUGCCUGCAAGUCAUGCGCUUCCUCAAAAGAAGCUACUCAUGAUGGGGAAUGUCUAGAGUGCAAUGCUGGCUAUGAGCUCAUGCCAGAUGGUAGCUGCCGACCCUACGAGUGCACUCCAAACCAAGCUGAUGCAGGUUGCAAAACGUGCCAGCUCUUAGCGUCCAGACGGAGUGACCAGCAAUGUGCCAGCUGCAAUGAAGGGUUUGCGUUGGCUGCUGACAACGUCUCGUGCGUUGCCGUCGAUUGUACCACGGGCCCUGGGCAUCAGUGUAGAAGAUGCACCUCCGACAGAACACAGUGCGACGAUUGCAACCGGGGCUACUACCUCACCAUCGACCGUGCCUGCCGCGCCUUCGAAUGUCACCCUUCACCAGCCUCAGGGUGCAAGACCUGUCGCGCACAAGAGCAUCGCACCGCCAAGGGGCAGUGUUCAGCGUGCAAUGAGGGCUAUUUCCUGGAUGAUGACUUCUUUUGCAAACCAUGGCCCUGCAAGAUGAGCGGUGCUGGUGCGGCUUGCAAGGUUUGUCGGCCUUUGGCCGAUCGCACUGGGCCGAAUCAGUGCCAAGAAUGCAAUGCAGGACAUUUGCUGAGCGAAGACCUGACCUGUAUCCCGUUCAGCUGCAGCACGGGGGCUGGAAAUGCCUGCAACAGAUGUAGGGACCUGGCACGCUUGACCAGUGAUGAUCAGUGCGAGAGGUGCAACUUUGGGUACCGUCUCUCCAGCAGCUUCACUUGUGAACCUUACCAGUGCAGCACUGGAGAGAAUUCCAGCUGCAAGACGUGCAAGGAUCAGACCUCCCGGGGCAUGGACAGCCAGUGCAGCGCCUGCAAUGCCGGCUAUGAGUUGAAGGAUUCCAUGUGCAGGCCAUACGUGUGCAAUAGUGGUGCCGGUGCAGCGUGCAAGACAUGCAAACCGCUGGCAUUGCGAACUCAAGAUGAGGAAUGUGCGGAGUGCAAUCCUGGUUUCUUCUUGAGCAACGGCACCUGCAAAGAAUUCUCUUGCAGCGUUGGCCAAGGUGCCUUGUGCCAGGAAUGCUUGAUACAAGACGCUCGCACGGCAGAAAACCAGUGCAUGGAGUGCAACAAGGGAUUCUACCGCAAUGCCAAAUUCCAGUGCAUCCCUUACACCUGCAAAGCGGAUGAGGGCUGCAGCGAAUGUGUCUCCCAGAGUCUCCGCACUGCAGAUGGCCAAUGCGCAGAGUGUCGUCCUGGAUAUGUGAAGACAUUGGACAAUUUGUGCGAGCCAUUCACGUGCUUGACAGGAGAAGGGGCAGCAUGUAAGACUUGCCGUCCUCAGGGCAAUAGGACUGCCCAUGGGCAAUGCCUGGACUGCAACGAUGGCUAUGACUUGAACUCCGCCGAAACCUGUGGGACCUUCACCUGCAGCACCGGGCCGGAUGAAGCAUGUAAGGUGUGUCGCGGCGAGAAUUCUUCGAUGUCACAGAUCAGCUUCGAGAAAUCUUUAAGUGGGAAAACAUGCGCGGAGAGCAAGAAGAUCACCGUGUACACCAGUACUGAGCUGAUCUCGCCGUUGAAUUGCUCGAACGCGGUCUGUGCUGAUGAUCGUUGUAGCCAGGCGGCCUUUGAGAUCUUGGCCAAGCCGGACGAGUUUUGGCAGUGUUCCUGUAUCAAAGCUGGCAGUCAGUGCGGAGAAGGAGAUCUCAGCGAUGAUCUGGCAACGACAUCCUACAGUCUGCAAAACUGCCCGGCACCAAAGGUGACUCUGACAGCCAACAAUCAAUGCGCUGAGUGUAACCCUGGCUACUUUUUGGGCGAGGAUUUGCAGUGCAAACCUUUCACCUGCUUGAUGGGUCCUGGCAGCGCCUGCAAGACUUGCCUCGCGCAAUCUGCUAGGACAGGGAGAGAUCAGUGCUUGGAGUGCAACCCGGGUUUCUAUCGAGACGGUGUGAUUUGCAAGCCUUUUUCCUGCGAGACUGGCUCUGCAAACGGCUGCAAGACUUGUCGCCCGGAAGCAGCGCGAACAGGGAACGACCAAUGUUCCGAGUGCAACCCAGGCUAUGGCUUGACGGCAGCCUCUAGCUGUGAAAUUUUCAGCUGCUUCACAGGAGAUGGUGCCUCGUGCCGAAAGUGCAGAGAUGUGGCACUUCGAACAGCGAAGAAUCAGUGUAUGGAAUGCAAUCGAGGAUACCUGCUGACGGAGGACUUGAAGUGCAAAAAGAUCUCAUGCACCCUCGGCCCCGGCAGAGAGUGCAGAAAGUGCAAGGCAGCCAUAGACAGCUCGGCCAAGAACCAAUGUGAAGAGUGCAACGCUGGCUAUGAACUGACUGCUGACUUCAAGUGCAGCCCGUUCACUUGUGUCACUGGAACGGAUGCAGGGUGCAAGGUGUGCCGAAGCCUGACACGAAGAACUGCCCACGAGCAAUGCCGCGAGUGUAUGCCCGGCUAUACUCUGACGGUGGAUCACAAGUGUGAACCCCUGCUCUGUGACUCAGGGUCUGGGGCGCUCUGCAAGAGAUGUCUGGACCAGGACAUGCGAACGGCUGAUGACCAAUGUGCGGAGUGCAACCCUGGCUACACCCUGACAGAGGAUCUUACCUGCGCUGCGUUCACCUGCAGCACUGGACCCGGAUCUGCUUGUAAAGCCUGCCGUUUGACGGUGAAUGCCACGGCGAACGACCAAUGCAGCGAAUGCAACCCUGGUCAUGAGCUAUUGCCAGAUGGCAGCUGCAAGCCGUAUACGUGCAAGAUCGGCAAUGGCACAGAGUGCAAGGAGUGUCAGGAUUUGAAGCUUCGAACAGCAGAUGGUCAGUGUACCGCCUGCAACGACGGCUUCACUCUCACCGAUGGAAUUUGUACAGCCUCGCCCUGCGUCAAAGGUGCAGCUUGUGAAGUAUGUGGUUCAGGUGCUGAGUGCGACAAGUGCAGCAGAGGAUAUGAGCUCACGACAUCCUUUGCGUGCAGGCCACAUGCUUGCCGAACUGGAGGUGGAUCUUCGUGUAAGACAUGCCUUCCACAGAACGCGCGAAGCCGAAGAAACCAAUGUGCGAGCUGCAACCCAGGCUUCAUGCUAACGGCUGACGCCAAAUGUGUUCCGUUUGCCUGCAGUAUUGGUGCUGGGUCGGCUUGCAAAACGUGCAAGCCGCAAGGUGAACGCACAGCCGAAAACCAAUGCGAUCAGUGCAACGCCGGCCACGUGCUGAAUGAGGCCUUUGCUUGCGUCCAGUUUCGCUGUAGCACGGGUCAAGGUCCUGCUUGCAAGAGCUGUCGGAAGCUUCCAGAUUUGACGGCAGACGAUCAAUGCGAAGCUUGCAAUCCCGGUUAUGGCCUUUCAGAGGACAAUCAGUGUGAGACCCUGUCGUGCGAGGAAGGAGCUGGACGCAAAUGCAAGGUCUGUAAGGGACGGCUUGAAAGAACGGCCAGCGGACAAUGUCUGGAGUGCAACCCCGGCUAUGAGCUCAAUUCGGACUUAAAAUGCGAACCUUUGAGCUGUGAAACUGGUGAUGCGGUCACCGAUUGCAAGGCAUGUGUUGCCCAAGAGGAGCGAAGCGUGCGCAACCAUUGCUCUGAGUGCAAUCCCGGAGCUGGUCUUGUGGGAGCUCUCUGUCAGCACCUCACCUGUGAAACCGGCGUUGGAGCUGCCUGCAAGACCUGUGUCCCGCAGAGUGAGCGCACGGCCUUCGAUGAAUGUGCGAGCUGCAACCCGGGCUACACUCUGAAUGGCAAGAACUGCCAAACCAUUACCUGCUCCCUGGGCCCAGAUGAAGCAUGCCGCACCUGCCGGACGCAAGAAGCAAGGACUGCAAAAGAUGAGUGUGAGUCCUGCAAUCCCGGCUUCUUCUUGUCCAAUGCCUCGGGCACUUGGAAGUGUGAAGCCUACAGCUGCAGUGUGGCGCCUGGCACCGGCUGUAAGUUUUGCCAAGAGCAAAGCACCAGGACUGGCGCAGACCAGUGUGCUGCCUGCAAUCCUGGCUAUGAGCUUCUGCCAGAUGGGCGCUGCAAAGCCUUCGCCUGCAGCACUGGCCUUGGGAUUGGCUGCAAGGAGUGUCGGUCUGCAGCCGAGCUGGCAGCAACGGACCAGUGCUCCAAGUGCAACCCAGGUUACUACCUUGGGGAGGACUUCAAGUGUCACAGUUGGGACUGUGAAGCCGGAGAGGGUGCCAAGUGCAAGGCUUGUUUCGUGCAGAACUUGCGCACUGCCCAUCAGCAGUGCGCUUUGUGCAACGCAGGCUUCUUCCGAAACCAUGAAGAUCUGAGCUGCAAACCAUACACUUGCAAGAUUGGGUCCAACGAGUCCUGUGCAAUGUGCAGGGAGCAAGGGGAUCGGAGCAGCCACAACCAAUGCGUGGCCUGCAACCCUGGCUAUGAACUCACCGAUGAAGCCACGUGCCGCCCCUUCGGUUGUAGCACCUCAGAUGGACGAGGUUGUGCGGAGUGCAAAGCGCAGGAUGAUAGAACGAAGGAGGGUGACUGUUCCGCUUGUAAUCCUGGCCUUUUCUUGACGGAGAAAUCUGGCUGCCAAGCCUACAAGUGUGAGGAGGGUCCCAAGGGUGCUUGCAAGGUGUGCCAGGGACCCAGCAACCGGACAGCACAUAACCAGUGCCAAGAGUGCAACUUCGGAUACGAGUUGACGGAAAGCUUGACGUGCAAGGCCUUUGAUUGCACACCUGGAGAGGGUCCAGACUGCAAGUCCUGUGACACUGACGGGAACUGCGUGGAUUGCAACUUGGGCUACUUCUUGACAGAUGAGAAGACCUGCCAGCCAUACAAGUGCGAAGUUGGGGAGCCCCCUGCCUGCAAGACUUGCAAGGAGCCGGAAAACACUACGGCAGACAAUCAAUGUAAGGACUGUGCGCCAGGUCACCGGCUGAAUGAGUUACAAGCUUGUGUGCCCUUCCUCUGUCAGAGAGGCCCUGGCGAACUGUGCAAGACUUGUGUCCCAACGGAGUUGCGAGAACGAGAUUAUGAAUGCGCCUCUUGCAAUUCUGGCUACCAGCUUUCUGCCAACAAGACUUGUGAGCCAUUCUCCUGUGAGUUGGGCGAGGACGACUUCUGCAACACUUGUGUUGCUCAGAGAAAGCGCACGGCUGAUAACCAAUGCGCAUCUUGCAAUGAAGGCUACUUCUUGGAUGACAAGCUGAAAUGUCAGAAGAUGACUUGCGAAGUGGGACCAGGGGAUAUGUGCCAGAAGUGUGGGGCAGACAACAGAUGUAGCUCCUGCAAUGCUGGGUAUCGCCUCAUGGCCAGUGGUAGCUGUGAGUCCUUCCCCUGCCAGACUGGAGAUGAUGAUGGUUGCAGCAGCUGUGUGCGGCAAAGGGAGCGAAGUCGGGUGAACCACUGUGGCUCAUGCAAUGCUGGCUACCAGCUCUCAAAGCGAGGCAGUUGUGAGGCUUUUGUUUGCACUACUGGAAACGGGGACGCUUGCCGAAGUUGCCCCCCCUUGAGCAAACGGAAGAUGGACAACGAGUGCAGUGCCUGCAAUCCUGGUUUCCAGCUUGUGGGUGCGAAGUGCGUUCCCUUCACCUGUGCAGUGAGCAUCGGCGCUGGCUGCAUGUCCUGCAGAGAUCAGAGCGCCAGAACUGCGGAUGGCCAGUGCUCAGCCUGCAACCCUGGCUUCGAGCUGACAGAAGAUUUCCGGUGUCGUCCCUACACCUGCGAGACGGGGCCAGGGGACCUGUGUAAGGCCUGCCGCACGCAGAGAGGAAGAACCUCUGAUGAGCAAUGCCUGGAAUGCAACCCAGGCUACACGCUGACGGAUGGCUUCAAGUGCAGUCCCUUCGCCUGUGAAACAGGCCAAGGCUCCAGCUGCAAUGUGUGCCGGCCGCAGGGCGCCAGGACCUCGAACGACCAAUGCGAGAAGUGCAACCCGGGAUUCCGUCUGUUGGAAGAUGCCACGUGUGCUGCCUUCAGCUGUCGCGCGGGUCCGGGGCCCAACUGCAAGCAGUGCCGUGCGGCAGCGGACCGCACAGCACGGGACCAAUGUCAGGCAUGCAAUGCUGGUUUCUUCUUGGAUGACGAUGCCCAAUGCCGACCAUACACAUGCUCAGAGGGCUCAGGGGAAGCCUGCCGCAGAUGUACGCCACAGAGCCAACGCUCUGCGCAUGGUCAGUGCAAGCGUUGCAAUCCUGGCCAUGAGCUGACAAGGCACAAGACUUGCCGACCGUUCUCCUGCAAGCUUGAGAGCAUGAACUGUUUGGAGUGUGUAGAGCAGCCGUUGCGAAGUGGUGAUAAUCAAUGCAGGAAAUGCCAGCCUGGUUUCAAGUUAUCAGAAGACAUGAAGUGUGUGCCGUACUCCUGCGAGACUGGAGAUGGGGCAGCAUGCAAAAUCUGCCAAGUGCAGGGACUGAGGACUGGGGACGACCACUGUUCGACCUGUAACCAGGGCUUCACACUGGUCGAUGGCCAUUGCGAAGCCUUCACCUGUCAGUUGGGCACUGCUUCGGGUUGCAGGACCUGCAGGCCUUUGGAUGAAAGAACUGCCAAGGACCAGUGCGAUGAAUGCAAUGCUGGCUAUGCUCUUAACGAGUCCGGGGCAUGUGUGGAAUAUUCGUGUCGGACGGGCAGCGGGGAAGAAUGCAAAGUCUGCAGAGAGACAUCAGCACGCACUGGGAAUAACCAGUGUGCGGAAUGCAAUGCGGAUUAUGUUCUGACUCCAAGCAUGCGCUGUACUGCGAAACCACAGCAGUGGCUUCCUCGGGUAAAUGCCAUCGUCUACACCAAGGAGGUGGUAGAGGAUCUCUUUAAACAGUUGGACCUCAAUGGAGAUGGCAAAGUCACCUCUGAUGAGUUUAGCAAAAAGGAGGUGGACACAGCCAUCGCCAAGGCCUUGGCAAAGCUUGCCAUGGACAAGGCCUUUGACUUUCAGGAGCUUCGAAAGCCAGGCGACACGGACCUUGUAGCCAUCGACAGGGUCUUUGAAAAGCUGGAUUCGGAUCACGAUGAUUUCGUCUCACCGCCCGAGUUCAAGGAGGGAGUUCGAAGCAAGAAGGUCAGCUCAUCCCAUUUGUUCGGCUCCGUGGAUGAGAACCACGACGGUCGAGUUAGCCGGGAGGAAUUCACCAAGGCGGCUCGGGGUCCUGCCGAGCUCAGGGCCAUGAGUUUGGCCUUCCGAAGGGCAGAUGCAGAUCAUGACUUGUUCAUUUCGCAAGCGGAGUUUAUCCGAGAUGCCCGUACACACUACACCAGCUCAACGGCGGAUGAAUUAGUGCCAUAUUUCAGUAAGCUGGAUUCAGACAACGAUGGGCGGCUUUCUCGAGUGGAGUUUCAAGCACAAGCCGAGAGCUCGGGGCCAGGUUCUCUGGCUCAGGUGGCCGAAAGCUUCCAGAGAGGCGGAGAGGGCCCCGCUGGAGACGCUCCAGUUCCGGGUCUCGUCAACCCCUUUGAGGUUGGCCAGUGACAAACAUUGAUGACAAAGAAAGAGAAACCAUAGACCGCUGUCAGCUACGCCAAGCUGAACAAAAA
This is a messenger RNA of Cladocopium goreaui, 8731 nucleotides long. Lineage: Eukaryota; Dinophyceae; Suessiales; Symbiodiniaceae. The record is from the annotation of a GenBank genome assembly.